Aspergillus tanneri is the source of this 468-nucleotide messenger RNA. Its product is annotated as nuclear transport factor 2 family protein. Bases 1 to 468 code for a protein of 155 amino acids. The transcript has a single exon. The record is from RefSeq and is a predicted model, not a curated record. Lineage: Eukaryota; Fungi; Ascomycota; Eurotiomycetes; Eurotiales; Aspergillaceae.
AUGGCCUUCCAAGCCAGCCUACCCGCCCUUCCCCUCCGCGAAGCCAUCGUGGACGCCGUCAACCGGGCCGUCCUCUCCUUCGACGCCAACGAUCUCUCCCUCUUUGAAUCCGCCUUCUUCGAAGACGCCAUCUUUGACUUCAACGGCACUGUCAUGACGGGCCGCACCGCCAUCCGCGAAGGUUGCUACGACAACGUCUCCAAGCUCGACACCACCCACUUCCUGAGCAACGUGCGCAUCAACCUGCCCUCCGAGAGCAGCCCGACGGCAACGGUGACUGCCUCGGCGCUGGCCCAGCACUUCCGGACGGGUCAAGGGAACCAGCCCGAUACCACCCGGUUGACCAGUGGAAGUCUGUACUUUGUUGAUGUCUCGCAGGAUGAUGCCAGUGGGUUAUGGAAGAUUAAGAAGUGGACGAUGAAACUAGUGUGGACCGAGGGGGAUUGGGGAGUCAUGACUGGGAACUGA